Aspergillus ochraceoroseus IBT 24754 is the source of this 2312-nucleotide messenger RNA. Its product is annotated as mRNA-binding ribosome biosynthesis protein NOP4. Gene Ontology annotation, molecular function: RNA binding. The record is from RefSeq and is a predicted model, not a curated record. The coding region runs from base 35 to 2206 and encodes 723 amino acids. NCBI's taxonomy places the organism in Eukaryota, Fungi, Ascomycota, Eurotiomycetes, Eurotiales, Aspergillaceae. The transcript has a single exon.
AAAAAAAAAUACAAUUGCAUCCACACCGUCAGUCAUGUCUGACAGCGACGAAAUGAAUACCUCGGGAAACCUCUCUGGAGGUGUUCCGGUAGAUAAUGCGACCGUGGAUUCCCACAACAAGAAAGAACAAGGAUCCUCCUCGCAGCCCAGGAGAGAACUGUUCGUCCGAUCGCUUCCCGCCUCAGUGACGACCGAAAGCCUCGCAGAAUACUUCUCGCAGUCCUACGUGAUCAAACAUGCGGUUGUUGUCCUUGAUCCCAAGACCAAGCAGUCGAAGGGCUACGGUUUCGUGACCUUUGCCGAUGUCGAAGAUUCCAAAGCUGCGCUGGAAGAAUUCAAUGGGUCGACCUUUGAAGGGAAGAAGAUCAAGGUUGAUUACGCCCAGCCCCGUCAGCGUGUAGUUGAUGAGACUGGGGGAAAGAGUGUGCCUUCUGCUGCUGCACUGGAGCGGAAGAAGGAGCGAGAGCAAAACAAAGCAGACACGCGGCCUCCAAGGCUCAUUGUUCGAAAUUUACCGUGGAGUGUGAAGGAGCCAGAGCAUCUGGCAGCGUAUUUCCGGUCUUUUGGAAAGGUCAAAUACGUUGAUCUCCCUAAGAAAGGGGGCGAACUUCGAGGAUUCGGAUUUGUUACGUUGAGGGGUAAAAAGAAUGCCGAAAAGGCCCUGGAGGCCGUGAACGGGAAAGAGGUUGAUGGUAGAACUCUGGCGGUGGAUUGGGCUGUGGAGAAGGAAGUCUGGGAAAAUAUACAACAGGAAGAACAGAAGCAACAGGAAGAAAAAGCCGAGGAAGAGUCAAAUGAUGUUGAUAUGGAUGAGGCAGAGGCAGAUAUGGAUGAAGAUGAAUCGCUCUCUGUUGAAGAUGACGAUGACGAUGAUGUGAGCAUGGGCGAGAGCGAUGAAGCGGACGAAGAUGAGGAGGACGAGGAGGAACCGGAAGAGGAAAAAGAAGACGAGCGAAACGCCUCUACGAUAUUCAUCCGAAACCUGCCAUUUACAUGCACAGACGAAACCCUCUACGAACACUUUGCGCAAUUCGGCCCCCUCCGUUAUGCACGAAUCGUUGUUGACCCCGAGACCGAACGCCCCCGUGGUACUGGCUUCGUUUGCUUCUGGAAACCCGAGAACGCUCAGUCCUGUGUGCAAGAGGCUCCUAAGCAACAGGAUACUCUGAUCACCGACAAAGAGAAAGCAAAGAAGGGCUCUGCAAUCAAGCACUCUAUUCUGCAGAACGAGAACUCCGAUCCCAGUGGCCGAUAUACCCUGGACGGCCGUGUGCUCCAAGUCAGCCGCGCCGUUAGCAAGUCCCGAGCCACGCAACUCGAGGAGGAGGGAGUCUCUCGUCGUCUCGUCCGCGACACCGAUAAGCGAUGCCUGUAUCUGCUACAAGAGGGAACCGUUUCACCUAACUCCACCUUAUACAAGCAGCUGUCACCAUCGGAAAUCAAGAUGCGAGAGGACAGUUUCAAACAGCGACAGAACUUUAUCAAGAAGAACCCAGCUCUCCACUUCAGCUUGACCCGGCUUGCUGUGCGUAACCUUCCGCGCCAUGUGACGUCCAAGGACCUGAAACAGCUAGCCCGCCAGGCUAUCGUUGGAUUCGCCAAGGAUGCCAAAGAAGGCCGUCGACAACCGCUUUCAAAAGAAGAGGCCGAACGUUCCUCUGAAUCUAUGAAAGAGGCAGAGAAGCUGAGGAAAAAGAAGGGAGUCGGUGUGGUCAGACAGGCGAAGAUCGUCUUCGAGGGCCGCGACGGCAGCAAGGUCAACGAGAACAGCGGAGCAGGAAGAAGCAGAGGCUAUGGGUUCAUCGAAUUCUUCACCCAUCGCCAUGCGCUUAUGUGUUUGAGAUGGCUGAAUGGACACGCCGUGGAAGCGCCCAAGGAUGCCCCCAAGGAGCUUAAGGACCGCAAGAAACGCCUGAUUGUCGAGUUCGCUAUCGAGAACGCCCAAGUCGUGAAGCGCCGAAAUGAGAUCCAGGAGGCCAAAAGGCGCAAUUUCAAGAAGGGAGACCAGAAGAAUGCCGGUGCUGUGCAAAACGACGACCGGAAGAACAACUCCGAUCCCAAGGGGAAGAAGAGAAAGCGAAGCGAAAGCGGCAACGGCACCGGCAAGGGCCAGGAGGACUCGGAAGAGCAGAACAAAAUCGCCAAACGUAAUCGGAUUAUCGCGAAGAAGAGGAUGCAACGGAGGACCCGUAAGGGAAAUGCUUGAUUGGGAUCAUGGAUUAGAUUAUUACCUAGUUGGAUACGGCUGGAAAAAAGGUUAUACGUAGUAUAGAAAUCUAUUUAGCGCGUGUGCACAGAUAUUUUAUCUGGAA